This is a messenger RNA of Alternaria incomplexa, 2541 nucleotides long. RefSeq lists its product as uncharacterized. Bases 1 to 2541 code for a protein of 846 amino acids. Lineage: Eukaryota; Fungi; Ascomycota; Dothideomycetes; Pleosporales; Pleosporaceae. The record is from RefSeq and is a predicted model, not a curated record. The transcript has 2 exons.
AUGCAUUUGGCAGCGCUGUACCCUCGCUCAAAGACCCUGCAAACCAACAUCAUCGAGUUCUUUAUUGUUGUAGUACAGAUAUGUCUUCGUUUCCAUCGGUAUACCCAGAAAUCCGGGCCGGCCAAGUUCGUAUCUUCGCUCAAUGACAGCGAUAUCGAAGAACUGCGAUCAAGUCUUAUAGCCUGGUCAAAAUCGAUUCAAGAAGAGAUCACGACCCUUGUCGCACAAACGGUAGAAACAGAAGCUAAGAGUAAUUCGGCCUUCCGAGCACUGAUGAGCUCCAGCUUUAAAAGAGCUUCUGAACGGCAAAGGCAGAUUGCUCUUCGAAAGAUUCGGAAUCGCUGUUCAACCUACGACUACGAGACCCCGUGGAGACAGAUCCGCAAAGCUGGGAACACCUGCCUGUACAAGGAGUUACCUCAGUACAACCAGUGGAUAGAGGCACCAGCCUCAAAGACCUUGAUUCUGGUUGAGAAACUUGGAUAUGGAAAAUCUGUCACGCUUGCGAACAUUGUGGAUGAUCUUAACUUGCGCAUCGAUCCCAAGGCUUGCGGACUCGCAUACUUCUUCUGCCGACACGAUAUUCCUCAAAGCAAACAGGCAGAAACGAUCAUGGGCGCACUCCUACGCCAGAUUAUCAGCCCACUCGAACAUCUCCUCGAUGAAUCUCAGGUUAUGAAUCUAUAUAACCUUCCUCAGCCACUUGGUCUAAUGCGUCACGUUGUUCCUUCUGGAUAUGUCUUGUAUAUCAUAGUUGACGGUCUGGAUGUAUGUUCUCCCUCAGAACGAAAGACGGUCACAGAGCAAUUGGAGCUUAUGGCGACGCAUUUCAACGUACAUAUCUGCAUUUCUCGCCGCCUGGAACCUGAUACCAAGCUGCAGACUAUCGCUAAAGACUUCUCGAAAGCCACUAUUACCCGGCUUCCCAAUAACGAUUCGGAUAUCGAGACGUACGUCGAAGCGCAAUUAGAGGCUGCUUUAUUGGAAAAGAAGUUGGUUUUGGGUGAGCCCGCUAUCAUUCUUGAGAUCACGAAUGCGCUAUUGGACGGCUCGCAACAUAUGUUUCUCUGGGUUGCUCUUCAGAUCCAGUCGCUUUGCAUAAUGCAAACCGAUCACGACAUUCGAAAAGCGCUCGUCAAAUUGCCCAAAGAUCUUUCAGAGAUCUACAGCCAAAUACUACAGCAAGCAAAGUGUCUUGAGCGGCCACUACGAGCAGAUAUCUUCAAGCUCAUAUUGGUUGCGAGACGGCCACUCACGCUUCUCGAAAUGCGAGAAGCACUGAGCGUCACCCCAGGCAAUACUACAUGGGAUCCCUCUAAGCUUCUCAACAGUAUAGAUCCGGCACUUGCAACCUGCGGGUGCCUUAUCACCGUCGACGAAGAGGAACAUACUAUACGUACAGUCCAUCCGAGUGUGAACCAAUUUCUGCUCCAAGACACUCUUACCACCCCAGAAACGGUUCGCGGUAUCAAGAUUACAAUGGAGGACGCGCAGUCACUGAUGUCAUCGAUCAUUAUCACAUACCUCGGUUACGGCAUCUUUGGCACGGAACUUGCUGUCCGCCCGCCUGUGCUCAACGUAGGAUCAGUACCAGACGAUGUCAUCGAGUCUACGAUGGGUACAAACAAAAAUACUCUGGCUACGGCCUUGAAGCUGCUGCGGUCAAGAAAGCAGAGCAACUUCGAUGCUUCUAAUGCUUUCGCUCAAAACAUUAAGUCGCCUAGCCCACCAAACAGGGACGACUUCCUCUUCCAACAUUACGCAAAGUCAUACGCUCUACAACAUCUUUCAGACCUCCCUGCUGUAUCAUGCGAUGCUUCAGAGAAUCUGUUGCGAAUGGUGAAAAGUGGCGCAAUGAUAGUCAAAUCCAUUGAGGAGGCAAUCGGACUACUUUGGCUCAUGCUCCGACCGCCUGGAAGAUCAGACGUUUUCGAGCUUCUUACACAUAUAGACUUCAGUGCAGUUGAAGUCUUGCACUCUUCAACCGGUCCCAAUCUGGUCCAUUUGUUCAGCAAGCUGUUCCAGUCAGCCAUAGUCAAUGGUCAUACGCAGGCGAUCAAGUACCUGGUGGAUUUGUAUGAUCCACUUAUCAGCAAAUCUCCCGAUUCUGUGCAGCCACUCCCAAAUCUUGCUUUCCCCGCACUCAGGGAUUUCUACCAUCAUCAUGGAACGAAUUCAAGUCAGUAUUCCGAUGCGCCUGCAAUAGUGUUCUUUGGAAUUACUCCCAUAACUUAUGCUAUUGAGACCUUCCAAGACGACUCUUUGGAUCUUCUUUUGAGCUACGGUUUCCUUGAUUUCCAUGUUGCCGAUGAGCUUAUUCCUGUUAGCGUUGCCAUUAAUAUCGGGAACCAUAGAGCCUUGGAACUAUUGCUCUCUGCACACCGCGAGGCGGAGAAACCGUUGACACUAAAGACUGCGCAGAUGGGAAUCAGAAUUGCCACCGAACUGGGAAAGGACGACUCCAUCUUGUUGCUUCAAAACUAUAUCAGAACGAUGUAUCCGAACGCUGCUAAUCACGACAGCAUGACAAAGUUCUCGUGA